Suillus discolor is the source of this 900-nucleotide messenger RNA. Its product is annotated as casein kinase I isoform epsilon. NCBI's taxonomy places the organism in Eukaryota, Fungi, Basidiomycota, Agaricomycetes, Boletales, Suillaceae. Gene Ontology annotation, cellular component: cytoplasm; nucleus. Gene Ontology annotation, biological process: peptidyl-serine phosphorylation; signal transduction; endocytosis. The coding region runs from base 1 to 900 and encodes 299 amino acids. Gene Ontology annotation, molecular function: protein serine/threonine kinase activity; ATP binding. The record is from RefSeq and is a predicted model, not a curated record. The transcript is spliced from 5 exons.
AUGGAUAAGGUCCCUGUUCGAGUUGAUGAAAGAUUUAGGUUAGGAGAUGUCUUGGGAUCUGGUUCAUAUGCUGUCGUGUAUCGUGCACAGAACAUCAUCAAGGAUGAUGCAGUUGCCAUCAAACUCAAACCCAUCAGCAACUCAUCUUCCAUCCAGCAUGAAUACAAAAUUUUGAAACACAUUGAAGGUGGUGUUGGUAUUCCCCGUGUCCUUUGGUUUGGUAGGGAGUCGACGUAUCACACUCUGGUUCUCGACCUCCUUGGACCAUCACUAUACAGUCUAUUCCUUACUCACAACCAAAAAUUCAGCCUUGAUAUCAUUGUUAAUCUAGGAGACCAGCUGCUCUCACAUCUCAAGUAUAUUCACGGUGAUAUAAAACCACAGAAUGUUGUAGUGGGGCUUGGUGAUUUGAGGGACACUGCCUUCAUUAUUGAUUUUGGCAUUGCAAAGGAAUUCUGUCAAUGUCUCACUGGCACUUCUGCUUUUGCAUCGAUCAAUAAUCACUUGGGAGUGGAACCGGGUCAUCGUGACAACCUUGAGUCACUUACAUACAUGUUGAUAUACUUUUUGCAGGGCUCCCUUCCGUGGUUAACCAGUGAUGAAGAGAAACUCUCCAGCUCUUUGAUACUCGAGUGCAAGGUGAACACUACCAUUGAAGAUUUAUGUUGUGGAAUUCCUGUCAAGUUCGCAACAAUCUUCAUUUACACGCGCUCUCUUGCAUUCUCAGAGAAUCUCAAUUAUAACCACCUUCAUUCAUUACUUCAUGUGCUUACUGUGUGCUUGCUGGAUUUCAACCAGCCUGAUGUACCUCUUAUAUAUUCCCCUCCAUUAUCCAAUGAACCCUGGGUAAUUGAGGCAGUGCCUCCAUGCCCACCGCUUUGCAGAUCAACUCGUGUGUGA